Messenger RNA from Electrophorus electricus (electric eel), 4174 nucleotides. It is a transcript of the gene pou2f2b, whose product is annotated as POU class 2 homeobox 2b. Gene Ontology annotation, molecular function: RNA polymerase II cis-regulatory region sequence-specific DNA binding; DNA-binding transcription factor activity, RNA polymerase II-specific. NCBI's taxonomy places the organism in Eukaryota, Metazoa, Chordata, Actinopteri, Gymnotiformes, Gymnotidae. Gene Ontology annotation, cellular component: nucleus. Gene Ontology annotation, biological process: regulation of transcription by RNA polymerase II. The record is from RefSeq and is a predicted model, not a curated record.
GCGAGCGUUCGGGAGGGAGGUCGAGCGAGCUGUCGGGCUUCCCAAAUAACGGGAACAAACAGACAAAACGCGCCGGCGGACGGACGGGAAGAUAGGCAAGUGAUCUUAAAAAAACAGCGACCAAACCAUUUUUUUCUUUCCUGAUGUUCGUCUUUUAUUUAUUUAUUUAUCUACCUUGUUUAUUUAUUUAUUUAUCGAUUGAUUGCGUUUUAAUUACUGGCGUGUGACAGCGCGUGGGAGGGGCAAUGGCUGGCAAGCACGUUAUGUUGCCUUGUUUUUGACGUUUAGACAUUUAUACAGUCAAAUAAGACCAUUUAAUGUAGCAAAUUUCAAACAAAUAAGGCUACGCGACGUUGAAUGUGCAGGUGAUUCUAGCAUGUAGCUGCUAGAAACGAGGAGAGAGCUAUAGCUAAAGACCAAAUAAAUGAACCAAAAAAUGCACCAAAUAAGAACACAAUAACCACUGCUUUUAUACGUUAGCGUCAGGGUGGAAGCUAGUUUCUCUUUAUUAGAAUAAAUGCAGAGACGUUCGUUUAAUUUUACAAGCAGACAACCAAAGUAAACCUGACUGCGAUCAAGACUAGAAGCAAACCAGCUGCCGUUACGCUGAAAACUCCCCAAUCUUAGCAGGGGAAAGUAAUUCAACUGCUAUUAAACAGGACUAGUCAUUUGCAGACUUUAAACUACAAUACGCUAUGUACCAAACAUAUACCGAGAUUCAGUAAGCUUACCUUGACAUAUUAUUAAAUGCUGAUGCAUUAAUAACAGUAAUAACAUUGUAAGGAGUACGUUAGCUUUGUGUCUUUUUUGUCUCUGUCCGCCUGUGUGUUUAUCUGCGCGGUAACGUUAAUGCGCCCGAGACACCGGCGCGUGAAUAUGAGGAACUGUUUAUUUAACGAGACCGACUCAGAAGUACACAGACUAAACUGAAAAACGCAUGCACACGCACGCUAUGCCAAGUUACUACUAAUAAUAAACUUGGUGUACAAUGCCAAAAAUAUUCCACACGCAGUCAACCUCGAACACGACGGAGGAAAGCGUGAGCACUAAGAACUAUCGCAGCUGCUACUGAAAGAACAUCAACUACAAACAUCUUUGUUGUUACGCCGAAGAAAAGACCAGCAACUCGGAAACCAAACGAAACCAGAAGACAGUGGAUCAUGUUUGUCCCCCUGCCGGUGCCGUUCGUGUUGCCGAGAACCGUCUCCGAUCUCCACGCCUGGCGCCUCAAGUCCCCGUUGGCUCUGCGCUCCCAUUCCGAUAUCAGAAUGUCAAAGCCAGUAGAGGUUGAAAAUCCAGCGGCAGACUCUCCAAUGGAGAAUACUGGAGAUUCAGAAAGGAAUGGCUCAGACUCCAGUAAUCAGAUUCAGCCAAUCAAAACCAACCCCUUCUCCCUAUCUCUUCCGCUGUGUGGCAGCACCAAGGCAAAGGAAGACUGUGGAGAGAUAUCACCAGCUUCUGUCCAGACUACGCCCACUCAGACACCCCUCCCACACACCCAGCUGAUGUUGACGGGAGGCCAGCUGGCAGGGCUCACUGCCCUCUUGCCUGCCCAGCAGCAGCUCCUCCUGCAGCAGGCGCAGCUCCUGGCUGCUGCCGUGCAGCAGUCACAUGCCGCGCACGCAGCCAAUCAGCAGCAAACGCCGCAACAGGCCAAUCAGCAGCCGCCUCUGCCGCAGCUGCCAGGCCAAUCAAAGGGUGCGCAGGAGCAAACAGCCGCUGCAGUCCCACCCCCUCCUCACCAGAUUACCCUUUCUCAACCAAUCCAGCUCACUGCCCAGGACAUCCAACAGCUGCUGCAGCUGCAGCAACUGGUGCUUGUCCAGGGCCACCCUCUGCCCCCACCCGCGCAGUUCCUUUUGCCACAGGCACAGCAAGGGCAGCAAGGGUUGCUAUCGACACCAAAUCUGAUUCCACUACCUCAGCAGAACCAGGGCAGCCUCCUGGCUGCUCCCCCCACACUCGGACUUCAAGCACAGAGAGAAAAGGCCAUGGAGAGCAGUGCCAGCACAGCGAACCCCAUGACCUCUCACCCUGAGGAGCCGAGCGACCUGGAAGAGCUUGAACAGUUUGCCCGCACCUUCAAACAGCGGAGAAUCAAAUUGGGCUUCACACAGGGUGAUGUGGGGCUGGCUAUGGGUAAGCUGUAUGGAAACGACUUCAGCCAGACCACCAUCUCCCGCUUUGAGGCUCUGAAUCUCAGCUUCAAGAACAUGUGCAAACUCAAGCCUCUGUUGGAGAAAUGGCUCACCGACGCUGAGACCAUGUCCAUGGACAGCACCCUCCCGAGUCCCAGCUCCAUGUCCUCCCCGUCACUGGGCUUCGAGGGCAUGCCUGCCCGCCGCCGCAAGAAACGCACCAGCAUCGAGACGAAUGUGCGAGUGGCUCUGGAGCACAGCUUCUGCACGAACCAGAAGCCGACCUCGGAGGAGAUCCUGCUAAUCGCUGAGCAGCUCAACAUGGAGAAGGAGGUGAUCCGCGUCUGGUUCUGCAACCGCCGGCAGAAAGAGAAGCGCAUUAACCCCUCCAGUGCCACCCCGCCCCUGCCCAGCCAACCCCAGUCUGCCUCGCACAAACCCUCCUGCUACAGCCCGCACAUGAUGCCAGGCCAGGGGUCUUCACAAGCCAUAACCAGUCUCAGCUCAGCAGCCACCACCAUGCCCUCCGUUUGCCCUUUGACUCCCACGGGACCCACCUCGAGCUCCACUCCCUCUCCUGUAGCUCCAUCCCCACGCAGCGACACCAGCCCUGUUCCAGCCAAUCACAGUACAUUAAGCCUGGGCACAGGUUCAUGGUGUAACAAGAACGGUGACGUAUCUAAUUACAUCACCGAUUUUGCUGCCAAUUUGAGGAAUACGGUGAUUGGAGUUAACGCAGGAAUGAGCCAAGCUAUUCGUGGUAGCAACGCAGUCGCCACGAUCCAAGCUCUGGCAGCCAGUGGUGGCCAGCCAACCAUUUCCAGUCUUGAAUGUGGCAGCAAGGUGCUGAUUGGUGGUUCUGGAGGUCAAAGGUCAGCACUGCCAUCUUCCCUCUUCCUAAACCACCCCUCACUGCUGUCCAUGGCAACAGGCUCAGGCAUCGGAUUGGUCAGCUCAGCGAUUUCCAAACCCACUAAGGCUCCGUUUCCAGGUGGCAUGAGUCCCUCCCCUUGCUCCAGCCCCUCCUCUUCCUGCUCUUCCAGCGAACUGGCCCACAGCCCACACGUAAUGGGAGGAGCAAAGAUUGAGUGACACUUCCAGGAAACCAAUCACAGGAACAGGAGGAGGAAAUGAAACCGACCAAAGCAUCCCUAGCUCUCCUUCUCUCUCUUUUACUUGAUUUUCUGCCCUUCGUCCCUCACUGUCUCCUCCAAAAUACAAAAGCAGAAGAGGGGAGAGAUGGAAAGACAGAGGAGAAGAUAUGGAGGUGGCAGGAGGAGAGAUUCAUGUGUAAACCAAAAAUCCACAAAGAGGCAUCAUGCUUGCCUCUCCGGGGCGCAUAAAGAAAGAACCAGAAACAACAGGACAACAGGAAAUGCAGGACUACGACUGACCUGAUCCUGAACAAAAGACAACUCUGGUGGUUUGUCAGAGAAAGGUAAAAAAGAAUAGUUGUAUGCGUGCUCUUGUAAGUUUGGAGUACUUUAAACCAAAAAAAAAAAAUCAACAAAAAGAAAAAAAAGAUAGAUGUGAACUUUAAAAGACUCUUAAUGAUGAGAAGACAAAAACACCAAAACUCCAAAUACCAAAAAUCCCAAAACCAAAAAUAUGGAAGGAAAAGCUUUAUCCAGAGGACAUGUAAAUAUCCCAGCAUUCUGCAGAUCUGUUCAGACGAUCCAGCCAUCUCCCACUGUGCCAUUUCAUCUGCCAUCCUGUCAUGUUGUAUGUCUUUGUGUCACCAUUUUGUAUGUGAUUUUAAAUGAUUUUUUAUCUCACUGAAGAUGUACCAUUUAACACUGACUACACAGCGCUCAGACGGGUCACUGUUUCGGGGCAGAAGUCUCCCUCUUUCUGCCUUUUUAUCUUGUUUUCUUUCACAUGGCUCUGUUUGGCUCUCUUCACCUUCCGGAAAUGUCAAGGACCCACCACAUUUCUAACUCUCUUUUUUGUUAUUUGUUUGUUUAUUUUAAUUUUUUUAAGAUUGCAUAUUUUUAAGAUGUUUCUGAGAAGUGUGUCAUUACAUGUGGCCAUCAUGA